UCGCCGAUGGCGGCGCUCUGGCUCUCUUUCAUUUUGUCUGAUGCUCCUGUCGAAUUCGAAUCGAACAGCUCGAACACUUCGAACGCGUAGAUCUCACCUCGAGCCACGGAAAAUCUACUUGGACAGCACCACGUGCGGUUGAAAAAGCGAGAGAGAAGGAAUCUUUGAAGAGCUCGAUUUGCGGGCGAGAAGAGGGGUGGUGGAGGGGUUAAGCGUGUUUUGACCUAUGGUGUCGUCCAGUCAUCCGUCGGUCAUUGCUAUUUCGUGUUGCAAGAAAGCACGUCAAAUCACGUCGCAGGACGUGAACGGUGCACUUCCCGUAAGGAUAUCACUCCAUUAUUUUCGGUCCGCCCUAUUGCGUGCGUGUGUGUGCAGUGUGUGUGAGUGUGUGAGUGUGUGUUGUGUGUAUGUAUGUAUAUAUUUUGUUCUGUGCGCGAUUCGUGGAAGGUUACGAUGGAAUACGUGCAGAUAAAGGACAUCCGCGCGGGGCAGAAGAACAUCAACGUAGUGUUUAUCGUUUUGGAGGUUAGCCACCCUACCAUAACCAAAGAGAACCGCGAAGUUCGAACGUUCAAAGUGGCCGAUAGCACCGCCUGUAUGAACGUCUCCAUCUGGGACGAACCCGGGCAACUCCUGAUGCCGGGUGACAUUGUACGGCUCACCAAGGGCUACGCGUCCGUCUGGCGGCAAUGCCUGACCCUUUAUUCUGGGAAGAACGGUGACAUCCAGAAGAUUGGGGAAUUUUGUAUGGUAAUCAACGAGCAGGUGAACAUGAGCGAGCCGAAUCCGAUGCUGGUGCAGCAGCUUGUUAAUCGAGAUCAGAGCGGCUCGGGUCCGCCCAGCAGCAACGUUAACAACAGCAUCACCAACAACGGCAAUGCCAACAGUAUCUCGGGUCAACCAGGACGGCAGCCUUUGGCAAGUCAAAGUAACACAACAACUCCUGGUAGCGGAUCCGCGGCAAGUUCGACGACCGCAAAGAGCGGAAACGGCAGCACGCCGACGACAAAGAGCAACUCGCGCGGACGCGGCGGCUACAGGAACGGCGGUCGUAGCGACCGGAGAUAACACACGAGAACGAAGCGGCUGAUCAUAUGCGUGUAAACGAGCGAACGAACGAAUAACAUGAUGCGCGACAGAUCUGUGUGUAGGCUAUGUUCCAAAAUUGACCGCCUGUAUUGAAAAUCUAUAGUGCACGUAACUAUAGUAUUUUCAGUGCCGGCAAUAAAUUGGAGCAGCCUUGCGUAUUAUAUAGUUUUCUCCUGUUUUUUUUUAAUUUUAAUUUUUGAUGCGCGUUUUUUAAGCCAGAAAGUUACUUACGUGUCGAAAGCAGCGGUUGACUUAUCUAUUUUGUUUAAGAGCGAAUAUAGCGAAGUUUUGCUUCUUUUAGUAGUGAUGUGUACUCAAUUCCACUACCUCGAGCGAUUCUAUUAUAGUGAUGUUUCACAUCGUUUUAGGCAUCAUCUCUUAGGUCCUGCAAGAAUUAAAAAAGCUGUCUUUAUUAAAAAAAUGAUAAUCUUAACAAUGCAAAAGUCUUGAAAUUUUCGAAAACUUUGGAAGCCAU
Mycetomoellerius zeteki is the source of this 1564-nucleotide messenger RNA. RefSeq names its product SOSS complex subunit B homolog. The coding region runs from base 412 to 1068 and encodes 218 amino acids. Gene Ontology annotation, cellular component: SOSS complex. Gene Ontology annotation, biological process: response to ionizing radiation; double-strand break repair via homologous recombination; mitotic G2/M transition checkpoint. The transcript has 3 exons. Gene Ontology annotation, molecular function: DNA binding. The record is from RefSeq and is a predicted model, not a curated record. NCBI's taxonomy places the organism in Eukaryota, Metazoa, Arthropoda, Insecta, Hymenoptera, Formicidae.